This is a messenger RNA of Elgaria multicarinata webbii, 1259 nucleotides long. RefSeq names its product prolactin-releasing peptide receptor-like. The record is from RefSeq and is a predicted model, not a curated record. Gene Ontology annotation, molecular function: neuropeptide Y receptor activity; neuropeptide binding. Gene Ontology annotation, cellular component: neuron projection; plasma membrane. The coding region runs from base 1 to 1122 and encodes 373 amino acids. Gene Ontology annotation, biological process: G protein-coupled receptor signaling pathway. The transcript has a single exon. NCBI's taxonomy places the organism in Eukaryota, Metazoa, Chordata, Lepidosauria, Squamata, Anguidae.
AUGGCGGCAUACCACCAGCUACCAAAUGACUCCUGCUCAAAUAGCUCAGCUGCCGUUUUCACAGGCCUGGACCUCCUCUUUGAAUUGAAGCCCCUCUUCAUUCCUCUCUAUGCCAUCCUGGUGACUGUGGCCUGCACAGGGAAUUUCCUUCUCCUCCUCCUUAUCGGUUUCACCAAAAAGUUGCAUAGCACCACGAAUUUCCUCAUUGGAAACCUGGCAGCAGCUGAUCUGAUCAUGUGCAUUUUCUGUGUCCCGCUGACAGCCUCGUAUGCGUUUGAAAUUCGUGGGUGGCUCUUUGGGAUGUUCAUGUGCUACUUUGUCACUCUCAUGCAAGUGGCCACUGUAUUUGUCUCCGUCCUGUCCCUGACCGCUAUUGCGGUGGACCGGUACAUUGUAGUCGCUUACCCCAUUCGCAAAAGGAUACGGUGCAAGUCCUGCAUCUAUAUCGUGGCCUUCAUUUGGUUGCUGUCCAUUGUGGUCUCGGUACCCACAUCCAUCCACACCCAUUACCUGGAUCUCAACAGCAUUGGCCACAACAUGAUCAUCUGUGAAGAAUUCUGGAAACACCGUGAGACAGAGAGGCGGCUGUACUCUUGUUUGAUGCUCCUCUUGUCCUAUAUGCUCCCGCUUUCUGCCGUGUCUGUCGCCUACUGUGCCAUUUCUUAUCACCUCCGGAAGAGGAAUGUCCCAGGAGCGGCAUGCCACAACCAAGAGAGAUGGACUAAGAAAAAGCAAAAGACCUUCCGGAUCCUCGUGAUCUCAGUCAUGUGUUUUGCCCUUUGCUGGCUGCCUCUGCAGGUGGUUAAUCUGAUCAGAGAUAUCGAUGAGGAGUUUGCUAUCCUAGACAAGAGAUAUGUGAAUGUUAUUCAAGUGACCUGCCAUGUGAUUGCCAUGAGUUCUGCAUGCUUCAAUCCGUUCAUCUAUGCCUCCCUCCAUGACAAGUUUCGACUCCACAUUAGGCACUAUUUUUAUCACAGGAAGAGGUCGAGCAUUAUGUCCUGCAAGGCCUCCCGGUUUAAUACCUGCUCCACCUUGGCAGAUAACCCUGUGGGCCUUCCAGAAAAAAUAGCAAUGCAAGCAGGGCCCAAGCACCAUUUUUUGGGGCCCAGCACAAACCUGUGAAAUGGGCCUCCUCCCACACCUAUACCAUGAAUUGAUCCCACCCCAUACAUUCAGUUUCACGAGUCAUGAAAGAAAUGUUUCUGUUUUAAAUCUUAAAUAACUUUUUCCAUAUUUCUGAAAUUACAUCAAGGCUUAAA